AUUUCAAACAAUAUCAUUUGCUUUAUCUCUGCAAUUAUAUAUGUGUUGGAUAUAACCAAAAAACCUAGACCUACCACUUCGCUAAGGUAGGUCUGUCCGUGAGUUGUCUGUGAUUAGAUGUUUUUAUUGUUCAAUAUUGACUCUUCUUUCUUUUAUAUAAUGAAUAAUGUAAAAAAUUUCCUAAUAUUUGUCUACCUUAUAAAUUAGAAGCACAACACUCUCUCCUCUUCACAAAUCUCACAUCCUCACUCCUCAGCUCCUCAAAUCAGAAUGAAUCAAUCCGCGCAAAAUUACUUUUCCGUGCAAAAACCUUCAGAGACUUCAUCAGGGCCGUACACAAGUCCGCCACCAAUUGGUUAUCCGACUAGAGAUGCGGUGGUGGGUGAUCCUCCGGCAGCAGCAGUGGAGACAAACUCCAAGGGCGUCAACCCCGAAGCCAUAAUGAGUUGUUUUAGUACUUGUAUGGAGUGUAUCUUCUGCUGCGGCGUAUGCUCCAGCCUCUGUACAUCAGAGUAAAUCAGCAUGAUGAGACAGAAGUCGUUGCCCAAACCUGAAAAACAACACGUGAUAGAAAAUCUAUAUAUAUAUAUAUAUAUAUAUAUGUUAUAGUAGUCGUUUCUAUGGAUUUCCACGCAUUUUAAAGUUUAUUUGUUUCACUGUUUAAAAUGAAUCAUUUGCUUCGUGUAUUUUGUUUCUAUAUAAAUAAAAGAAAUUAAAAACCAAAUAGCUAGUCAUAACUCUUUACUACUCAAAGGAAACUGUGUUUUAGUGUU
Arabidopsis thaliana (thale cress) is the source of this 773-nucleotide messenger RNA. It is a transcript of the gene PCC1, whose product is annotated as pathogen and circadian controlled 1. The record is from RefSeq and is marked reviewed. Bases 271 to 516 code for a protein of 81 amino acids. Lineage: Eukaryota; Viridiplantae; Streptophyta; Magnoliopsida; Brassicales; Brassicaceae. The transcript is spliced from 3 exons. Gene Ontology annotation, cellular component: plasma membrane.